Leptopilina boulardi is the source of this 687-nucleotide messenger RNA. RefSeq lists its product as uncharacterized. Gene Ontology annotation, biological process: cellular response to oxidative stress. The coding region runs from base 75 to 491 and encodes 138 amino acids. The transcript has 3 exons. Gene Ontology annotation, cellular component: cytoplasm. Gene Ontology annotation, molecular function: glutathione disulfide oxidoreductase activity. NCBI's taxonomy places the organism in Eukaryota, Metazoa, Arthropoda, Insecta, Hymenoptera, Figitidae. The record is from RefSeq and is a predicted model, not a curated record.
GCACAUUUGUGAAUAAACCCUUAGGGAUUUUUUUUUUUUACAAAAAUUUUGCUAACCUUUAUAUUAUCCAGUUUAUGGUCUAUCACUUUUUUUCUCCGCGACCACUUGACAGUUUUCCGAGAAUUAUAAGAAAACUAUUUUUCAAUUUACUCUCUAAACGAGUUUAUAGAUUUACUGAAAAAUCGAAAAUGGUGAAUCCAGUAGAAUUUGUGAAAAAUGCAAUUGAAGAAAAUGAGGUGAUGAUUUUUUCAAAAAAUGGUUGUCCAUUCUGCACAAAAGCAAAAAUGUGUUUCGAUAAAUUAAAUAAACCAUAUAAAGCCGUUGAUAUUGACGAAAUGGAGGAAUGCGAUGAGAUUCAAGAUGUUUUAGGAUCAUUAACACCGGCACGCACUGUACCAAGAGUAUUUGUUAAUGGCAAAUUUAUUGGCGGUGGCAGCGAUGUUGAAAAGAAAUUCAAAAGCGGAGAACUCAAAAAAAUAUUGGGACUUUAAAAAAAAAAAAAAAAUUUUUUUUGUUAAUUUAUUUUUUUUCUUAUGUUUUCCCACAAUUUUAUAAUUUCAAAAAAAAAAAAAAUUGUAUUUUAAAUAUUAACGAAAAAAAAAAUGUUCAGUAAAAAUAUAUAUAUUAUGAUUAUAAUUUAAAAAAUUAAUGUUUCAAAAAAUAAAUAUAUAUAUCAAAUUUAACAAA